CUCGGUGGGCAGACGUUGCACUCCUUCACCAGCAUCAGCCCGGGAAUGCCCAAUGACCCCAAGGUCAUCAGCCAGUACAUCCGGCAGUCGCCCUGGCGCAUGAACAAAUAUGCCAACACCAACAUCUUGAUCAUGGACGAGUCGUCUAUGGUCGACCCCAUGUACUUUAAUCUCUUUCAGCAAGUCUUCUCGACGCUCCACAACAAGCGCCGCGGCUCACGCCAGCGCAGCGACUCCCACAAGCCCUUCUCUUCGCUCCAGAUCAUCAUCACUGGCGACUUUUUCCAGCUUCCGCCCAUAAACCAGCCUUUCGCGACGGCCAAGGACGAUCGGAAGCUGGACGAACUGCGGACGCUCAUGAACAAGAACACCUUUGCCAAGACCGACAAGCCCAUUAUCACGUACUUGUUUGACUCGCCGGCUUGGAAACUGAUGCGGGUGGGGCAAAAGGACGGACUGCAAGUUCGCUACCUGACGCAAGUCUUUCGCCAGAGCGACAUGAGCUUUGUCGCGGCUUUGGAUCGCCUGCGGAUGGGAACGUGCGAUGACGAGACCUGGAAGCUACUCUCGCAGUGCUCAAGGCCAUUGACGGCCCCCAUAGCGAUCAGCGACAAUGGAAGCUUGAGCAUGUCGGCCGACAUUGCCCCGACCCCGGUCAGCUCAGAAUUGCCGCCGCUGCCGCCGCUCGAAGAAAUCGCACGCACCCUCAGUUCAAUGUAUGUCGACAAACACGUCAGGCUCAAGCGGGGAGCGCAAGUGAUUCUCAUCAAGAACCUCAACGUCCGGAAGGGCCUGGUCAACGGCUCGCGCGGCGUCAUCACCGGGUUU
This is a messenger RNA of Polychytrium aggregatum, 828 nucleotides long. RefSeq lists its product as uncharacterized. Gene Ontology annotation, molecular function: DNA helicase activity. The record is from RefSeq and is a predicted model, not a curated record. The annotation marks the transcript as partial. NCBI's taxonomy places the organism in Eukaryota, Fungi, Chytridiomycota, Chytridiomycetes, Polychytriales. The transcript is spliced from 2 exons. Gene Ontology annotation, biological process: telomere maintenance; DNA repair.